AUGCCUUCCUCUUUCCAAUGGUGGCACUACAUGCUUCUACUGUCAUGCCUGUUCCACACCCAGGUGUAUUCCCGUGCUGUGUUCGCUCAUUUCAUGGUCUCGAAUACGGCCGUGUAUGGAGUCUCAGACUGGGAAACAGAGAUCCAGCUCGCGAAGGAUGCUCAUAUUGACGCAUUCGCUUUGAAUAUCGCAAAAGGAGAAGAAACUACCUCGACUUCCAUGCCCAAUGCUUUUAAAGCCGCCGAAAAUCUCAAAUUCUCUCUUUUUUUCUCAUUCGACUAUGCAGGGAAUGGAGCCUGGGACAAAGACGACGUGCUGAGUCUCCUGACGCAAUACGUUUCCAGUUCCGCCUAUUACCUCCACGGCAAAACUCCAUUGGUCUCGACAUUUGAAGGACCUGGCAAUGCUGAUGACUGGGUGUAUCUCAAAUCAAAGAUGUCGCUCUUCUUUGUUCCGGAUUGGUCCUCAGUUGGGGCCAAGCCUGCCAUGGCUUUGGGAGAUGGUGUUGCAGACGGGCUAUUUAGCUGGGCUGCGUGGCCAAAUGGACCCAAUGACAUGAACACCUAUGUUGACGCUUCUUACAUGCAAUACCUGGGCAAGAAGCCCUACAUGAUGCCGAUUUCGCCGUGGUUCUUCACAAAUAUGCCUGGGUAUGAUAAGAACUGGGUCUGGCGUGGUGACGAUCUCUGGUAUACGCGGUGGGAGCAAGCGCUAUACCUGGCCCCAGAAUUCAUCGAAAUUAUCUCUUGGAACGACUAUGGCGAGAGUCACUACAUCGGUCCCACUGUUGACUACCAUAACCAUCUGGCCGAUUCAAUGUACGCGGCAUUCGAAACUGGACAUGCCCCUUACAACUAUGUCGAAAAUUUGGAUCACACCGGCUGGAGACAAUUCUUGCCCUACCUGAUUGACCUCUAUAAAUUCAACCACACUACCUCAGGAAAGGAGGGCCUUGUGACAUGGUAUCGUCUGAACGCAGCGGGUGCGUGCGCUGAUGGCGGCACAACUGCGAAUACAGUCUCCCAGCUGCAGCUGGAGUAUUGGCCCAAGGAUGUGAUGCAAGAUAAGAUAUUUUAUUCAGCACUAUUGUCACAGCCUGGAGAUAUCUCUGUGACUAUAGAUGGCGUAAACCUAGGCGCAACCUGGACCAACACCCCCAGUGGCAAUGUUGGUAUCUACCAUGGAAGUGUCUCUUUUGCCGGCCAUUCUGGGGACGUGAUGUUGAGUGUGACUACUCCGAGUGGUUUGCUCGAAGUUGAGGGCAAGGACAUCAGCAGUGACUGUUAUAUGGGCAACCUAGUCGAAAAUUGGAACGCAUGGGUGGGCUACACUAUGGGAAACUCCCUCAGUGGAACCUCCCCUGACCUUGCCAAGGAAGUCUGUAUUGAGGGAUGGGGGAUGGGGGAUUUCAAUGGGCUUUGUCAAUUUGCCUGUAGCUUGGGAUAUUGUCCAGUUGGGGCGUGCGUGUGCACCAAGCUGGGACCUCAUCCGACAUUACCCAAACCUACAGGCGUCGUCGGCUAUCCAGCUGCAGGCAAAAGCGCCAAUUAUGCCGGUCUGUUCUCCCCAUUCACUCCUGAUACAUGUGUCAGUGGCACUGGAGAGGGUGAAUUGACUGGUCUGUGCAGCUUUGCCUGUAACUUUGGGUAUUGCCCCAUUUACAAUUGUACCUGUACUGCAACGGGUCCCUUAAACGUACCACCUGCCCAAAACACCUCCAUUGUCGGCUGGGCACCAGAUACCGAGGAUAACGGUCUUUGCAGCUUUGCCUGUACCAGAGACUAUUGUCCUUCGCCGGUAUGCCUGAACACGACCCCUGACGACGAUCCUUGUGGAAAUGGGGACGAUGAUAGUGACGAGUGUUCCGGCACUUUCCCUUGCGAUUUCAGCAUCAACUACUCCUCUCUCAAUGACCUGGAAGCAGACCUCGACAAAUUGACCCCAUACUGUGUCGACUUCUAUAUGCUGGGUGCACUAUACGGAGAGUUGGAGACUACUUUGGCCAACUAUACAAACAUUGCACAUACAACCGAUUACGACAAAGACUUCGAAGAGUACUCGACAUACAUGAAAAAUCAGGUUCUGCCCCAGCUCAGGUAUUUCAUGAACAGCAGCGAGAUUAUUGGUGAACCCAGUGGCGUGGGAAAUCAGUUUUUCGACUUUGAGUAUCUUGGGUCGGUAGAUCAGGAACAUAUCGUCUACUACGAUAUCAUUGACCGAGAAGGAUUCUUUGGCAAUCUUACUGCGAACGUUGGUGUGGAGCCGGACUGGGUAACACUCGAUGGUGGCUUGUUCCUUGGCUCCCAACAAAACGCUUACUAUGAGAAAUGCGCUUGGUGGCAGGGGUUUCCAGUUCCAGCCGAGGAAAUCAAGGUCACCGACCCUCGGGAAGUCAUGAGAAAUGCUUUGCCAAAUAUUCCCAAUCUGCAGCUCUCGAUCUCUCUUACUCAGCUUAGCAUCGCGUCCGGAGGCUUCGACGGCGUGAUAGACGAUGUUAUUCAGACCAUAUCUACCGCUGUCUCUACGCUAAGUGAGCUAGUCGAUCGCAUCUACCACGUUGUCGAGCUCGGUCGGAAGCUUUCCGAUAUUGAUAGGAAAAAAAAAAUACUGAAGAUCAUUGGUGGUGUGUUUUUGGCUCUUCCUUUCCUUGGCCCGCUUUCAGGACUUGGGGAUGUCAUCGAAGGCUUUGAUGCAAUACUCACUUUGGCGGGGAACGCCGCAAAUGAAGGCUACGAUGUCUAUACUAUGGUGCAGGACCCUGAAAGUGCUCCGGUGGCCAUUCUUGGUAUGCUGCUGGGCUUUGACAGCGGUUCUGCAGUUGGCAAAAUCAGCGAUGAAUCAUUGGGAGCCCUUAAAUACGAGUCUCUCGCUGCCUCUCGGCGCGAAAUGAAAAGUGCCGAGGUACAGGGGGUUGGAGAUGUAUUUAAAGAGAAGAUGAAUCGAGUUAACUCUAUUGUUAGCAAGUGCUCGAGACGUUGA
Penicillium expansum is the source of this 2979-nucleotide messenger RNA. Its product is annotated as glycoside hydrolase family 71 protein. The coding region runs from base 1 to 2979 and encodes 992 amino acids. Gene Ontology annotation, molecular function: glucan endo-1,3-alpha-glucosidase activity. The record is from RefSeq and is a predicted model, not a curated record. NCBI's taxonomy places the organism in Eukaryota, Fungi, Ascomycota, Eurotiomycetes, Eurotiales, Aspergillaceae. The transcript is spliced from 4 exons. Gene Ontology annotation, biological process: mating projection tip cell wall disassembly.